CCGGAAACUCAGUUUUCCACAAGUUUUCAAUGGUGUAGGACCUCGAAGGGAAUCCGAAACCAUGAAAUUUUACGCUCCUUUUUUCUGUGUUCUGGUGAGCACUUGUGCUCUCCAUGUGACGACCGAUAUUCCGAUAAGUGGAACGAAUAAUCCUGAACAACAAAAUGAUAAUUUGGAUAAUGUUAUGUGGCGUCAGUCAGUGUGUGUUAUUUAUGGUGAAAAUGUUGUCGCUUCGAUGAUUAAUCAGACAUCAAAAUUGAAUGACGAAGAGAACAGAUCUCAGGACACGGAAAAUCAUCAAUCACCUGUGCAGUUGAUAACUCCAAUGGUCUUCGAGAGUCUCAGCUUGUGGGGACACAGUUGGCCGUAUCCUAGCGCUGAAGGGAAUCUGAUAAUUCACACCCUGUCGUUGGAAGACAGAGUAAAUCUUUUUCAGCGGAAGAGCAAUGCUUUAUUUGUGGGCAAAAGGGAGGGACAGAAUCUCGUGAUAACUCCAGCAAAUCCUGAGUCCAAAGGGGUUGAAAAACAUCUAACGAAGAUUGUGGAUUCCCCGGUGGUUGCUACCCUGUUCACGAAUAUCCGUUAUCUGGGGGAUGAGUAUCCGAUUUGCAAAAAUUAUCAGGAAGUAACAACCGGCGCAGCCCAAGGUAACAUCACUUUAUACAAAGUCAAUUCAACCGAACUGCCCCUUGUGUCUACGACCGACUCCGGAGAACAGUCAUCUUCUGUGAGGACACUCAAGAAAAGGGAGUCUGACCCUUACGAGUAUUCGGUGAAAUCUCAGAGGAGAAUGAAGCUGUACAGCUAUCCCUAUUGGCCCACCCUGAAUGCUAUGAAAUCAAUUGAAAGCAUGAAAAAUUUUGGGGGCGACAGCGCAUCGGCCACAUCUGCACGAGGACCGUACGGAAGGAAUUUUCCAUUCACAUCUGGGCUUUUCAAAAAGUUUUUCCCAAAUUCCUCGCCACAGCUGGUAAAGCUAGAUUACCAGGGUCCUGUUAUCUUCAAACUGGGAGUCACCGACAACGGGCCCGAACUAACGCAGGGACCCCCUGAGGAGAACCAGAUGUCCCCGGUGUUCGAUUACUUCUUCAAGCGAGGAGAGACAACGAAACAAGAUGAUACCCAGAACGUCAUUAGUCCAGUCUCAGUCGUCCAAACAUUAACAGUCGAACCGUCCAGUCUAGUGAGUGACUAUACAAAACCAGAAGCACCAAUUUCUCAUGCAACAGUCCCAAUUUCUCCGAAGAUCCAGCCAGUUGAAGCUAAUACCGAGAAAUCCGAGACUACCCCGAAUGAAGCUACUGAAGUACCAGAUCUUCCUUCCACAACAGCUGCUGCAACAACAGAAGUUCUGUCAACAAUUGUGACCGAAGUACCAGAAAUUUCAUCCACUGAAGCUAUCCAGACAACAGAAGAUGCAUUAACUGAGGCCACUGAAACACCAGAAGCUCAAACAACGGAAGUGACACAACAGCCAGACGUUACAUCAACUGAAACUACUGAAACAUCUGAAGUUCCAUUGACUGAAGCAACCCAACUGGCCGAAGACAUAACAACUGAAGCUGCCGAAAGCACAACAACAGAAACAACAGAAGGCCCAUCAACUGAAACAACUCAAAUACCAGAAGAUACAUUAACUGUGGCUACCGAAACAUCAGACAGUCAAUCAACUGAAGCUACUGAAUCAUCAGAAGGUCGAACAACUGAAGUGACUCAACUACCAGAAGAAAUCUCAACUGAAACUACCGAAAUAUCAGAAGAUCAAUCAACGGAAGCUACGGAAAUUUUAGAAGGGAGGCGUAUGAGGAGAUCAAUCGAAUUUACAACCUUAGAAGAAGAAUCAGUCACUGAAGGUUCUGGAGUUACAGAAGAAUCAACAACUGAAGGAUCUGGAGGUACAGAAAUCCCUGAAGAAUCCGCAACAGAAGGGUCUGGAUUUACAGAAAUCCCAGAAGAAUCAACAACUGAAGGAUCUGGAGAUGCAGAAAUAUCCGACAACUCAGUAACUGAAGCCACCGAAGUACCAGAAAAUCCGUCAACUGAAAGUACUGAAAUAUUCGAAAAUUUGUCCACCACUGACUCGACAGAACCAUCAACUACAGAAGGGACUGAUGUGACCGAACCUAACGAACAACUCACAACUGAGAGCCAGCCCGAAAUCAGCGUCACCGAGGACGUGCUUUUCACCGACCUCCCAGACCAAAAUAGUUUCCCAAUUCCUGAAGAAACGGAAAAAGAAAUGUUCUACCCCCUAUCAACGAAUGAGACCAACAAUUCUCAGUUAGACGUCAAUUCUAAAAAUAAUGCUGAAGUUGAUUCAAAUAUGGAGGUGCCACAAUCAGAAUUAUUACACUCACUGACAGACAUAGACCCACGACAGGCAUCCCAAGCUAUCGCUAUCGCUGAUGCCAUCAAUGCUUAUGAAUCCGAGGGUUCUCCAAACGUAGCAGAGAGGCUGCACGUCAUCCUGGAAGCAACUGAGGACAUCACAGGUAACGUGGAAACACCUGACGAAACUCCACUCGAUGGAGACGAGAACACAGAAGAUGACGCCUAGAAUAUAAUUUUUUAAUUGUAACAGAACGAAAAAUUGAAUAGUUAAUAAACCAAAACAAACUUGUAAUAUGCUUUAUUGCCAUCGCAUAAUUCACAAUAUUUUUCUAGCAAAUAGGGAUGAGAGUGCAUAUAGAGAGCCUUUUUUCUGUGAUUCGACAUGAUUAUAUGGUAAUAAACUAUUUGCAGUGGUUA
Diachasmimorpha longicaudata is the source of this 2748-nucleotide messenger RNA. RefSeq lists its product as uncharacterized. The record is from RefSeq and is a predicted model, not a curated record. The transcript is spliced from 2 exons. Lineage: Eukaryota; Metazoa; Arthropoda; Insecta; Hymenoptera; Braconidae. Bases 62 to 2557 code for a protein of 831 amino acids.